Haliotis rubra (blacklip abalone) is the source of this 2666-nucleotide messenger RNA. Its product is annotated as DNA replication licensing factor mcm7-like. Gene Ontology annotation, molecular function: single-stranded DNA helicase activity; single-stranded DNA binding; ATP binding. Gene Ontology annotation, biological process: DNA strand elongation involved in DNA replication; DNA replication; double-strand break repair via break-induced replication. The record is from RefSeq and is a predicted model, not a curated record. Gene Ontology annotation, cellular component: nucleus; MCM complex. NCBI's taxonomy places the organism in Eukaryota, Metazoa, Mollusca, Gastropoda, Lepetellida, Haliotidae.
UUCCGUUCACGUGGUCUACAUUUCCCGCCGUUUUGGAAAGUACUUUGUUGAUACUGAGAAAGUUAGAAAGUCUUGGAAAUGGCACCCAGAGAUUAUGCUGCUGAAAAAGACAAAAUAUCAACAUUCCUCAAGGAGUUCUAUCAAGAUGGCGACAAGAGAGGAAAGGAUUUUGUGUAUGCACAGCAGUUGGUGAAACUUGCCCACAGGGAGGAGGUCAGUCUGGAGAUUGACCUUGAACAUGUCCGCGAGUAUGAGCCUGACCUGGCCGAUGCCAUCGUUGAAAACGCACGUCGCUAUGGCAACCUGUUUGCUGAUGCGGUCCAGGAAUUACUGCCUGUGUACAAAGAAAGAGAUAUUGUGAACAAGGACACGCUGGAUGUUUACAUCGAACACCGGAUGUUAAUGGAGCAGCGGAGUCAUCCCGACGGCCAGGAGGUCACUCGAGACCCCAUGAACAAAUACCCCCCAGAGCUGAUGAGGAGAUUCGAGGUGUACUUCAAGGCGCAGGGAGAUCAGAAGCAUUCCGCAAUCCGAGAGGUCAAGGCCGAACACAUCGGCAAGCUGGUGUGUGUGAAGGGCAUCGUGACCCGGGCGACGGAGGUUAAACCUAUGAUGACGGUCGCCACUUACACCUGCGACACAUGCGGCAAUGAGACAUACCAGCCAAUCAACUCGCCGUCGUUCAUGCCGCUGCUGAUGUGCCCCAGCCAGGACUGCACAGUGAACCGGUCUGGUGGGAGGCUCUACCUACAGACUCGCGGAUCUAAGUUCGCCAAGUUUCAGGAAAUCAAGAUCCAAGAGCAUAGUGACCAAGUUCCGGUGGGCAACAUUCCAAGGAGUAUGACCAUCUUCUGUCGGGGAGAGACAACCCGCCUGGCCCAGCCUGGAGACCAUGUCAGUGUCACUGGUAUAUUUUUGCCCAUGGUGAAGACUGGCUUCGGACAAGUGCAGCAGGGUCUACUGUCUGAGACGUACAUGGAGACACACCGGAUUAUCAAGAUGAACAAGACAGAGGAUGAUGAGCUGGAUGCACAGGAGCUGAGCGAGGAAGAGCUGAAGCAGCUCGCAGAGGAUGACUUCUAUGACAAGCUGGCCAGCAGCAUCGCUACCGAGAUCUACGGACACGAGGAUGUAAAGAAGGCUUUGCUGCUGCUACUGGUGGAAGUGGACCAGUCUCCCAAGGGGAUGAAGAUUAGAGGGAACAUCAACAUCUGCCUGAUGGGCGACCCCGGUGUGGCCAAGUCACAGCUAUUAUCCUACAUCGACAGACUUGCACCUAGAAGUCAGUACACGACAGGACGAGGCUCGUCCGGUGUUGGUCUGACGGCAGCAGUGAUGAAGGACCCCCUGACCGGGGAGAUGACACUGGAGGGCGGGGCACUUGUCCUGGCUGACCAGGGUGUGUGCUGUAUUGAUGAGUUUGACAAGAUGAUGGAUGGCGACAGAACAGCCAUCCACGAGGUCAUGGAACAGCAGACCAUCUCGAUCGCCAAGGCAGGGAUCAUGACGAGUCUGAAUGCCCGUGUGUCAAUACUGGCAGCAGCCAACCCUGCCUACGGCCGAUACAACCCCAAGAAGACAGUGGAGCAGAAUAUCCAGCUCCCAGCCGCUCUGCUGUCCAGAUUCGACCUGCUCUGGCUGAUCCAGGACAAGGCUGACCGAGAAAACGAUCUCAGAUUGGCCCAGCACAUCACAUACGUCCACCAGCACAACGUGCACCCUCCGUGUCAGUUCACACCCCUGGACAUGAAGCUGAUGAGACGGUACAUCGCUCUCUGCAAGAAGAAGAACCCUGCCGUGCCCGAGGGUCUGGCGGAGUUCAUCACCGGCGCCUACGUGGAGAUGAGGAAGGAGGCUCGCAACAACAAGGACAUGACCUUCACCAGCGCCAGGACCCUCCUCGCCAUUCUCCGCCUCUCAACGGCUCUGGCACGUCUCCGACUGGCAGACACGGUGGAAAAGGAGGAUGUGAACGAGGCGAUGCGGUUGAUGGAGAUGUGCCGGGACUCCCUGAACCCACACCACGACAUGCACACCAGGGUACAAAACGUGACUGACCAGAUCUUCGCUGUGAUCCGUGAGAUGGCCCCAGCCAAGGGCGUGAAGUCCGUGAAAGUGAGUGACAUCCUGGAGCAGUGUACAUCUAAGGGAUUCAAACCUGACCAGGUGGACGCCUGCAUCGACGAGUAUGAGGAACUGAACGUGUGGCAGGUGAACAAUGCCAGGUCGAGACUGACCUUUGUGUAGAACCAGCGAGUGAUGGACGGAAACACCUGCAGUUAACAUAGGUCUGUUAUAAUCAAGUCGCUAGUGAGGAACACCCAGGUAACUUCAUGGACAUCUGAACAAAGAUUCAUCACUACCAUCUAGGAAAUAUAACAUGGACAUAACGACAUCCUCUAGCACAGGGAUGUAGAGAACAUAUAGUUUAUUCGUCAGUCUCCUGCACAGUUUUAUAAUGUUUCAGCUGUUUUAAUGUAACUUAAGACUGUAUUUUAAGAGUAGUCUGGAUGGGUGCUCCGUGUCGAGUGCUGUGUACAUAGUAUCAUCUCACUGUAUAUAUCUCCAUAUUGUCGUCACGAAACAACUCCAGUAAGUGGAGACUGGUUUUGAACUUGUAAAAUUUUGUAAAUUCAUUCUGUCUGAAAUAAAUUCAUUUCAUUUCA